This is a messenger RNA of Coregonus clupeaformis (lake whitefish), 3872 nucleotides long. Its product is annotated as piggyBac transposable element-derived protein 4. The record is from RefSeq and is a predicted model, not a curated record. Lineage: Eukaryota; Metazoa; Chordata; Actinopteri; Salmoniformes; Salmonidae. The transcript has 5 exons. The coding region runs from base 227 to 3442 and encodes 1071 amino acids.
AUUGCUCCUGUAAGUCGCUCUGGAUAAGAGCGUCUGCUAAAUGACUAAAAUGUAAAUGUAAAAAAUAAGAAAAACACAAGAAAGUAAGCUGCAGAUAGACCGUGGGUGAGGGUUGGCAGCCAUUGCCUAGCUGUUCUAAAGUCUCAGUGCCUGGAGUCUUUGGCUGUUCAAAAGUCUCAGCGCUUGGGGAUAGAAAAAGUCCUGGAGCCUGUUGGUCCGAUACCCAAUGCUCCGGUACCGCCUGCAGGAGAACAGUUCAUGGCUGGGGUGGCUGGAGUCUUUCGAAAUUUUUCGGCCCUUCCUCAGACAACGCCUGAUUUUCAGGGCAGCCGAGAAAACGGUAGUGGAGUACCAGGAGGAGAAUGAUCGGCUACGGAGACUGCUGCGGAUCACACCGGAGAUAAAACUAUAUAGAAUAGACUCCCUUCAGCUCUCUCUUGCUGUCUCUGAAGAGGAGGUUCCCUCUGAGCAGCAGCACUGUGAGCAGGAGUGGAGCCCCAGUCGGGGGCAGGAGGAUCCAGAGCGCACACAGAUUAAAGAGGAACAGGAGGAACUCCGGACAAGUCAGGAGGAAGAGCAGCUUCAAGGGCUCUUUGAUACCAAAGACUCCACAUUUACUCCUCCUUGUGUGAAAAGUGAAUGUGAUCAGGAGGACCCACUUCACAAUACCAUACUAGCUGAAUACCCAACUCUCAGUCGACUGAAAAUGUCUAAACUAGAGUCGUUUCGUGUGUUUUUAAAUGUGCAUUUAAAGGUGUCUGCCGCUGUGGAGAUUUUCAGGGCAUUUGAGAAAAUGGUAGCAGAGUACCUGGAGGAGAAUGAUCGUCUACGGAGACUGCUGCGGAUCACACCGGAGAUAAAAUUAUGUAGAAUAGACUCCCUGAAGCUCUCUCUCGCUGUCUCUGAAGAGGAGGUUCUCCCUGAGCAGCAGCACUGUGAGCAGGAGUGGAUCCCCAGUCUGCAGCAGAAGGACCCAGAGCCCACACAGAUUAAAAAGGAACAGGAGGAACUCGGGACCAGUCAGGAGAAAGAGCAGCUUCAAGUGCUCUUUGAUGCCAAAGACUCCAUAUUCCCUCCUCUCUGUGUGAAAAGUGAAAGUGAUCAGGAAGACCCACUUCAGUCCUUGACUCUUCCCCAAACUCAGACUGUGGAGAACAGAGAGAAUGACCCUAAACCAGUGGAUCUCACACCUUUUGUAACCGUAACUCACCUAAAGGGUCUCAACAUUCCCUGUGACCCUCCAGAUAAUCAAAACAAUGCCUCCAGCCACAGCUCAGCCGUAAGCAGUGACCCAGUAGGACUUGACAGCAGCCCACAAUUGCAUCCUAGCCCACCAUUGGAUCCAAACCCAUCAAUGGGGGAACAUUAUUCCGAAUUUAGCAACACGUCUAGAAAAACUCACCGCUGCCGUGACUGUGAUAAGUUUGCUCUGAAACCUGACUUGCAGAAUCAUUUGACUCUCGCCAAGAAGAGACUCAGCGAAUGUCGGUUCUGCAAAAAACGCUACAACUCCACUUGUGAACUGAAGACCCAUGUCCGACUCUGUCAAGGUGGAAAACCUUGCACCUGCCCUGUUUGUGGCAAGACCUUCAAACAUACAAAAUAUAUGUCCAGGCACAUGAGGAUUCACACUGGAGAGAAACCAUUUAGCUGUGUUGACUGCGGUAAAAGCGUCAGUCUCAAGAAACUCACAAAUGUGGAAAUUCUGGAGAUUUUUGUAAAUUCUGACAAUGAGUCUGAGUAUGAAACUGAGGAAUCAGAUUCUGACAGUGACAGUAAGGAGCUGCCACCAAACCUUAUGGGCAUUGAGAACCCUGAAUCUGAGGACCCCUUGCCCACCGACAAAGUCCCUGGUCCCUCUGAAGAUGCUGGUGGUGAUGGACGCAGACCAACUGUGGGUGAAGUACUGGAGGUCUGCGGUAGCUGGAAGGCCACCAGCCAUUUUUCCCCUCCUGGCCCUGCUGUUGGCUUUGAUGAGUCCCAGUCUGGAGUGAAAAGCCCCUUGCCAUCUCCCUCUGCGGCAGAGUGCUUCAAGCUGUUUCUGACAGAGAAGCUGUUGGGAGACAUAGUGGAGGAGACUAAUCGCUAUGCCUUGAAGCUACAGGAGAAGAGAGAGCCAGGAGUGAGGGGGAAGCUCGCUAAAUGGGUGACAACCACAAUUAGUGAAAUGUAUACCUUCCUGGUGACAGUCCUUCUCAUGGGAAUAGUGAAGAAGAACUCCCUAAGGGAAUACUGGAGCACGGAUCCUAUGUUUGCAACUCCAUUCUUUGCCACUCUCUUUUCCCAAGAUCGCUUCCUAGUCCUGCUGCGAUGCCUGCAUUUCGUCAACAAUGCUACUGCCAACCUAAAUGACCCCUUACACAAAAUAAGAAAUGUUCUUACCAGCCUGACAUCAGCAUUCGGUCAGGUCUUUGUGCCAUACAAGGACUUAAGCAUUGACGAGUACUUGAUGUUAUGGAAGGGUAGGCUAGCGUUCCGUCAAUACAUUCCCUCCAAAAGGCACAGGUUUGGGGUGAAGUUCUUUUUUUUGUGCGACGUGAAGACAGGAUUUGUCCAGGACAUUAUAGUCUACACAGGGUCCACCACUGACGUCAAACAUUAUGAGGGGCUUGGGGUGUCCGGGUCCGUGGUGAUGACUAUGCUGGCUCCUCAUCUCGGGAGGGGCCACACUUUGUAUGUAGACAAUUGGUACAGCAGCCCCACACUCUUCCAGCAUUUGCUCUCCAACAGCACAGGGGCCUGUGGCACAGUCCAAUCAAACAGGAAGGGGAUGCCGUCAUUCGGAAGCAGGAAGAUGCAGAGGGGGGAGGUGGAGUUCAAGGAGAACGGUCAACAGCUGGCAGUAAAGUGGCAUGACAAACGAGACAUCCAUGUCCUCUCCACUGUCCAUACAGCAACCAUGUCACACACAGGGAAGGUUGACCACCUUACGGGAGAGAGGAAGCUCAAACCAGACUGUGUGCAUGACUAUAACCGCAAAAUGGGGGCAGUAAAUAAGGCAGACAUGAUAAACCGCUUUGUGGCAUGUGCUUGGAAAACCACCAAGUGGUAUAAGAAGAUAUUUUUCCAUCUGAUCGACACUGCUGUCCUCAAUGGCCACAUAGUUCACCGCCAACUAACAGGUGAGGUGAUUACCUACCAAAAGUACAGAGAGAACCUCAUGAGAGAGCUGCUGGAAGAGCACCACACCCCUCGGCACCCAUCCACUGGGGGCCGUCCUGCUGCAGAUAAUCCUCUGCGCCUCACUGCACGGCAUUUUCCCUCCAAAGUCCCUCAAACUGCUGCUCAAGGCAGUCGCACACGGAGGCACUGCAAAGUCUGCCUGUCCAGCACCAUGAGAAGGAAGCAGAGGAAGUUGACAAAGUACAUGUGUGUACCUUGUGACAUACCCCUGUGUGUUGCGCCAUGCUUUGGGGAGUACCAUACGCUCAAGCACUAUUGAGCACAUCUGCAGCAAUUACUGACUGACUGACUUCACAGGUGACCUGCCAUGUGAUACAAUGUCUUUGUUCAACCGCUACUAUUGAAAUAUGGGUUAGGCAUAUUUGUAAUGAAAUGUCAGUUGUCAUUGUAUUUUCUUGCAGUUUUUUCCUCCAGUAAAACUGUAAAGAAGUGUACGUUCAAAGAGUAUGUUGCUAGAAUACAAAAGCUGGCCUCAAUCUUCGGAAAGAAAGAUAUCAGCAACUCCAGUUCCAGUUAUGUUGGCAAAUUACGUUCAAUAUUGUUUUUUAGUGUGUGUGGUUUCUGAAAGUAAAGAAUAAAGAGGAAUGAUUAGUAAUUAUAAUACAAUAUCAGGAUGUAGCAAUAAAACGAUAUUACAACGAAGUAACAUAACACUGCUAUAAGAAUAAUAAAUUGCAUUUACAACAUUA